UUCCUCAGUUCAGAAACGGUCUCUCUUAGUACAGCAAAUUCCACGCAAUCAUUUAAGAUACACAAAGCCCUUCUGGGGUCAAAGUCAAAAGCAAUCUUAGCAGCAUUUGAGCAUCCGUGCGAGGAAGGAGAGAAUGGUGUUUAUAAAUUUAAAGAGACGACGGAAGGCACUGUUACCCGGUUUAUUGAGUGGGCAUACAGAGGGGAUUAUCCUGACCCGGUUUACGAGGCCGGCUUCAUAGAAAACUCUGAAGUUUCGACUAAAGAAAGCGCUGAAAAGGACAGCGUGAUUUCCGACACCGAUCUUGAAUUGACUCGUGAUGAUCAUCCGCUCUUAGCUCACGUUCAGCUAUACAUUUUUUGCGAUAUUUAUGGAAUCAAACAGCUCAAGGAUCUUGUAUUUUCGAAACUCACAUCUCGCCUUGCUGAUAUCGGGAAGCCUGAGAGACUAGACGCCCAGCUUGCAAUCAUUGAUGUCUUGCGUAUUUUUUUUGCAAGUAUUCAUCCUGAUAAUGAUCUGGCUGACUGGCUGGCGCAUUACGCAGCAUAUUGUAUGGAUAAAUUACUGUUACAGAAUGAUUUUAUCGACCUACUCCAGCAGGCUCCCGUUCUUGGUUCACGGAUGAUGGACUAUCUGCAUCCAGCAUCAACUCCCCCUUGGAACAGCCCACGUCCAAAAAAUAGGUUUCCUUUGUCAGUACACGCGUUUUCCUUGGGUUUUAAUACAGAUUAA
This is a messenger RNA of Talaromyces proteolyticus, 732 nucleotides long. RefSeq lists its product as uncharacterized. The record is from RefSeq and is a predicted model, not a curated record. Lineage: Eukaryota; Fungi; Ascomycota; Eurotiomycetes; Eurotiales; Trichocomaceae. The transcript has a single exon. The annotation marks the transcript as partial.